AUACCGAAACAACGACACGCAUCGCAGGAACAGCGCAAACUGCAGCGUAGCGGACCCGCUGGGGUUCCCUUUGAAUUCGAGCUCGCGAGCGCCACGACGAGUUAAAUGUGCCCCCCUAUCACAGUAGGAGAAGACCGCUGUGUGUAACUUCCAGCACACGUUGAUCGUUGUGCGCAGCAGAAAGGGCAGUGUGCGUAUAUGUGUGUGUGUGUGUGUGUAUACUCUGGAUGUGGGACUGAGUUCAUUCUCGCUGCCCUGGGCUCGUAUUACAAAGACAGGAGAACGAGGGAGUGCACGGAGGAGAGAGUUCCGCUAUGCAAACUGACAGCAUCGUAUGUCUUGAUUCCCGAGAUCUUGAAAGAAAACAAAGGGGCCGAAGUGUGUGACUUUAAAAAAAAACUAAAAACUAGCAAAAUAAUGGAAUAAUCUAGAUUUACUGUGUUUUGCCGGACUAACGAUAACGUGUGGAAAACGGAUACGAAUUCGCUUAGACGUCAGUUUACGGACAUAGCCAGACACGGUGAAUAUUGCUUUUAUUACAGAAGCAGUGGACGGAACGCCGCGCAACAGUGAGCACGCCGUAAAGGUCACUGUGAAACAGACGGACGGGAGGCCGCUCGUCUUCCUCGCCUGCCUUGCACCUUCCAGCCACAGAGCCCCCAUAAGUUUGAGGAGGCGGAGUCAGAGCAAUGGGCGGGGCAAGAGUCCUGCUGUUGUUGCUCCUGAUUGGUUGGGGAAAGGUCAUGUGUAUAAACUGGAACCCAAUCCCACGCAAGACCAUCAAACACAGUGAUGUGUGCGACAGCGUGGCCCGGUUUCGGGCGGCGGGGGUGUGGAACUACACCAUGGUGACGCUGGGGGAGCACGACCGCGUCCUCUACGUGGGGGCCCGCGAGGCCAUAUUUGCCCUGGACCCCAGUGACAUCAGCAGGCAGCUCCGACCCCAGAUUGACUGGGCAGCCCCACAGGAGAAGAAGAAGGAGUGCGUGACCAAGGGCAAGAACAACCAGACGGAGUGCUUCAACUACAUCCGUUUCCUGCAGAGCUACAACCACACUCACCUGUACACCUGUGGCACCUACGCAUUCCAGCCCACCUGCACCUACAUUAAUGCAGAUCGCUUCACUUUGGACAGCGCCGCCCUGGAGGAUGGGAAGGGAAAGUGUCCAUAUGACCCAGCCAAGGGCCAUAUUGGGCUGCUGGUUGAUAAGGAGCUGUACUCCGCCACCGUCAACAACUUCCUGGGGACGGAGCCGGUGAUCCUGAGGAACCUGGGACCGCACCACAGCCUGAAGAGCGAGUCCUCCAUCUGGCUCAAGGAGCCGGACUUUGUGGGCUCGGCGCUGGUUCCGGAGAGCAGCGGGAGCAGGGAGGGCGACGACGACAAGAUCUACUUCUUCUUCAGCGAGCACGCGGAGGAGCUGGCCUGCGACAGCGAGGUCACUGUGGCACGCGUGGCCCGGGUCUGCAAGGGGGACCAGGGGGGCACGCGCACCCUGCAGAAGAAGUGGACCACCUUCCAGAAGGCCCGCCUCGUCUGCUCCCUCCCUGAGCGUCACGUGACCUUCAACAACCUGCGCGCGGUCUUCACCCUGCCCGGCCCGGACUGGCGGUCCACGGCCUUCUACGGCAUCUUCCACGCCCAGUGGGGCGACGUGGACGUGUCGGUCGUGUGCCGGUACCACAUCGGCGAGGUGAAGAGUGUGUUCGACGGGCCGUACAUGGAGUACCGCGAGGCCUCUCAGCGGUGGGACCGCUACACGGGCCCCGUGCCCAGCCCCCGCCCCGGGUCGUGCAUCACCAACUGGCACCGGGAGAACGGCUUCAACAGCUCCCUGCAGCUGCCCGACUCCACGCUCAACUUCGCCAAGAAGCACCCGCUGAUGGAGCGGGCCGCCGCGGCGCGCCCCCUGCUGCUCACCAAGGGCAUCAACUUCACCCGGCUGGCGGUGGACCGGGUCAUCGCCCUGGACCAGAAACCCUACAGCGUGCUCUUCGUCGGGACAGCUGAGGGAUGGCUCCAGAGGGCCGUGGUCCUGGACUCCGAGGCCCACGUGAUCGAGGAGAUCCAGCUGUUCGACCACCCCCAGCCCGUCGACAGCCUCACCAUCUCGCACUCAAAGAAGUUCCUGUACGUCGGCUCGCGCUCGGAGGUUCUCCAGCUCCCGUUGGCUAACUGCAGCCGGUACCAGUCCAGCCCCGACUGCCUGCUGUCCCGGGACCCCUACUGUGCCUGGGACAGCGAGGGGCGGGUCUGCAUCCGCAUCGACCUCCACCGCGGCUCCACCUCCACCCUGACCCAGGACCUUGCCCUGGAUCGCUUCAUCCAUAAGGCCAAAUUCGACAAACCGGUUUUCAUUCCCAGCUCAGACCCCUCCCGACCGAAGAACGUGACGGUGGUCGUCGGUUCCGACCUGGUCCUGCCGUGCCACCUGGUGUCCAACCUGGCCCAGCCCUCCUGGCUCCUGAACGAGAGAGAGCUCCCCCUGGGGGGCGGCGAAGGAGGCGCAACGGAGCCACGAUUCGACCGGGCCCUCCGGGCUCUGGUCAUCCCCAACGCCGGCCCCCAGCAGGCGGGCCGCUACACCUGCUACUCCGAGGAGCAGGGCGUGAAGUUCACGACGGAGCGCUACCUGGUCGCCGUGGUGGCCAGCGCCCCCGUCUUCAUGGAGGCGCGCGCUCCGGACGGCAGCAUGGGGCUGUUCUGGGUGCUGGUCAUCACCCUGGGCGCCGUCUGCCUGCUGCUGAUGGGCCUGGCGCUGUACCUGCGGCGCAGGCUCAAGCUGGCCCUGGGCAAAGGGGCGGAGAUGAAACCGCUGGAGAGCACCCUGGUCUACCCCAUCACCCUGCCCAAGGAGCCGCCCACGUUCGUGCCCAGCAAGAUGGCGGGCGACGAGGACCGCUUCUGGGAGACGGGCGCCAACUACUACUACUCGGACGGGUCGCUGAAGAUCGUGCCGGGCCACGCCCUCUGCCCCAGCAGCACGGGGCCCGUCACGCCCAGCGCCAUCCCCGGCCAGCCAAUCCACUCCCCCAGCCGGCUCAGCCUCACCAACAUCCGCGGCUCCGGCAGCAACGGCUACAUCCGGCUGAACCUGAGCUCGGCGGGGGAGGAGAGGGGCGGCGGGGGCCCGCUGGGCGGCGGCCUGGGCGGGGUGGGGAACGAGUACUCCAGCCCCUUCAAGGAGGAGCUCCGCCGGACCCUGCAGCAGAGAAGCGUGCUGCCGGACGCCAAUCCCGAGGAGUCGUCGGUGUAGCUCCGCCCCCCCCCUCCCACUCGGCGUCGGCGAAAAAAGCCCCUGCGACUGCAACUCUUUUCAAAAAAAAUUAAAAACUUAAAAAAAAGAAAAAAGACAACGGCAACUAACCUACCUCCCUCCAUUAUGGAGCGCCCGCCCCUCCUCCUCCUCCUCAUCUUCUCUCUCGCCGUUCACGCGCUCUCUCGCCCAAUUUUUUCGACUCACUCUCGCUCGGACCCCGUCUCGCGCCCCGGUCGGGCCCGGCGGAAGCCUGCAUGCGGCCGUUCGUUUGGACAGCUGUGCCUCCGCCGCCUCCUUCGAAAGCGUCGCGGUCACGUUCUUCGCCGCCUCAUUAACGUCUAACAACUGUGUAAAUUCUGUAAUUAGAGACAAGAGGAGUUCUCCUCGGGCACGGUGAUCCGGCACAGGGAGGUGAGGAAGGAUCCGUACGCCGGGAGCGACUGGAGUGUGUUGGACUCGACUGUCGUCCAAUCGGGACGCCGAGAACGUUCUGGGACUGCGACAGAGCCAAUCGGCGAGUGACACAGGCUGCAUGAGAAUGGACCACUUCAAUUUCUGAUGUUCUGAAUUCCUUUCAAGCUUUUCUGCACUUAAAAGGGGGCAAGACUGAACGUCUGUUCUGUUGGGAACAGAGAGAGAGAGAGAGAGAGAGAGAGAGAGAGAGAUACAAAGAACAAAAUAAAACUGAAAAUGAAAUGACAAUCAUGUCCUCCCCCCCCCCUCCACCACCCCACCAGGAGGUGCACCUUGGGGGUGAAAGAAGGGAGAGAUGGAGAGGUUUAAAUGAGCUUGGUGAGAAAGAGACAGGGUGUUUUUUUUUUUAAAUGAAGGACAGCACUCAGACUUUCUCAGCAAUUCUGUUUGUACUUUGAAAUCUUUUCCUUUGAGAUUGUCUUUUGGCUCCUGUGAUAUUAAUAUAUUGUGAUGAUGUUAAUUAAGACGCCUUUUUCAAAGGAACUGUGUUAUUUUCUAUCUCUUUGGACCCUCGGGGCAAAAAAAAAAAGAAAAGAAAAUGGGCGACAAAGGACCAUUGAAGCACCUGUCGUUCUGAAUGAAUAUGUGGGUUUGCCUCCCGCCCACCUUUAUUCCUGUCUGCCGGGCCUGUUUCCCAGUCUCCCCGAAUACCGUUCCCAGAAAGCAUUUCAGCAAGUCUCGUGUGCUGCUGCAGACCUUUAUCUUUGCCUUUUUUUUCCCUCGUGUUAUCAUAGACGUUCAAUUUUAAAAGCUAACUUGUGUAAACGAAGCUCUCUCCACGUUUAGUGUGGGAGGACUCAUGGUUUUAUUAUGCGGGCUGGAACGAAACAAAAACAAACAAAAGAGUUUUUAUAAAAUCAAUAUUUCAGAUGAAGGCUUCGCUGUGCAUGGGGUGCGUGGGCAGGAGUACUAUGUGGAAAGUAAGCAAGCUUAAUUUAAAAUGUUAUUUUGCAGCUGAACUGGCUGUCUCAACAAGUGCUUUAUUGUACGUGUUUGGUGGUGGUGGUGGGGGGGGGAGAUGGCUAGAACUGCCAAAAAACAUGGCCUUUGGCUCCGCCCCUUUUGCACCCCUUUUGCCAAAUUAGGUGUCUGCAGUGUUUCCUCAAGAGGUGGGCCUACAGCACCACCCCGGGACGAAGCCCCGCCCCCUCUAUUUUGGGGGGGAAUGGAAGAGCGGUCAUGGGGGAGGACGGACAACCGGGGCGCUCUCUGGACAGACAGACAGACAGACAGAGAGAAGAGAACGCUCCAGUGAUGACCUUCAUGGCCUGUCUGCACAGGGGGCAGAUUUGUAUCCACAGACAGCCGCAGGGACCCUGAAAAAAUGAAGACUUUACCUGGAGCAAGGUGCUAACGCUAAAGACGAAAUGAGUGAAAUGGAGAUGGAGAAUGUUGAACUGAGUCCCCGGUGGAGAGGCACACAGAAUGACCACUGUGGUUUAUUAUAGUGUUGCAUGCUGUACAGCAAUCAUCCUGGCUAAGUAUUUGCAAUGGUCAUAAUGGUUCAAAUGCAUACCUUAGCGGUAUGCACUUCAGUCUAAUAACCAGAUUUAUUCAUUGUUAUUUUAUUAUUGAUUUGGCGCCAACCGUGGGGCUGAACAUGUCCGAUUCCCUCCCUAAUUUGGAAUGUCUAGUUGACUAUUUGUAGCCCCAUUCAUUUUCCUCAAACAAGACCAGGUCGAAACCUAGUAUAUGGCUGGACCGAACCUGGUGUAACUUUAUCAUUCAGUCACUCAGUCACAGACAUGCGCGGUGUAACUUCAUCACUCAGUCACUCAGUCAGUCACAGACAUUCACGUUUAUAGGGCUGGCCCCGCUGUUGCGGUCCAGCCAAAAAAAGUGGGGUCGCCAGCUGCUUCUUUUCACACCGCGGACUACAGCUAAGCUCGCACAGAGUGGAGUCAGAGGAAGACCUUUCAUAUGUAGCUUUGGCAUGCAGUCCACGGGCAUCCAGUUGACCUGGUGGGGUCACCAAGUGAUCAUACGUGUCUCGUGGCGUAGCCUGUAGAGCACUGUCCACAUGCUCAUUACGAGCCGUGAUGUUGGCGGUUCGAGUCCCUUUGUCGCACGUCUCUCCCUCUCUCUUCCCUGUUCUUCCUGUCUCUCUACACUGUCCUAUUCAAUAAAGCUGAAAAAAAAAAAACCCAAGUGAUCACCGGUGAUACACAGUCCCCUAACCAACGGAUACCUCCCAUACCCUAGGUGACACAAACCCCAAAUUGCGCAUGGACUUUUGGACCUUUACCAGCCACAGUUGGCGCUGGGAUGGUCCAGAUUUGAUCCGAGCGUCUUGGGGCCCAUUCAGGCACUACAGUAUGAUGCCUUAGCCGAAUGAGCCACCCAGCAGCCCUGAAUUUAUUGCAUGUUAGUUAGACAGUGAACCUAUUAUUGCCAUGUUUCAUAGUGCCUCUUCACCGUGGGACGGGCCAAAGUAAGACUGCAGAUUGUGGUUGUUCGCCAGAUGGUUUCUUAUUUAUUAUUGAUUUUGCGUUUUGUAUUUUAAGUUGUGAAAGUCCGUCCAUGACGCUGACCGAAGCUGUGCUUUGUGAUUGCUUUGUUUCUCUACUGUUCUCUACAGCUUCGCUGUGUGGUCACCACUUUUCGGUUUCUAUGCUUUUAUCAGAUAGCAAGAAAGAAAAAAAAAGAACAACAUGUCACUUAUUCUAUUUUCUGAAACGGGAGGCUGUGUUUUUCUCAGCUCAGAGCAAGGAAGGUCCCAUAUUUCUGAAUUGGUGGUUCUGACUAAGAAAACGUUCAAAGUAUUCAAAGGUUGUGACAGUCAAUUAUUUUGCAGACUGUGGAUUCUUCUAGCCCUUUAACUGUUUGAUGCCUGUUUACAUUUUUUUAAAGAAAAUCUCUUAAUGGUCAAUGAUGUUUCAGAUGAUAUUCUAAUGAUUGUGAAUUUUUUUUUUUCAGGGCAGUUAUUUAUUUUGUUUGUCUUAAAAAAAAGAACCAAAAUGGUUUUACAGGGAAGCAAUUGCAUGCAAACAAUUGCACUUGUGCUUACUCUUGACUACAAGUAGAAUGUAACGGACCAUCCAAUUGGCAUGCAAAAGGCUCAAAGAAACUGACUUUGACUGAAGCUGUAUGAUUCCAUUUUUUCUUGGAGGGUAUUUAAACCCGGUUAUGUAUUUACAUUUAUGCAACAAAAAAAAAAAACAGAAGCUCAUUCAAACAAUGCCUUCCACUCCAGUCUUUUUAAAUAUGAUUUUUUUUCCUUCUCUGCAGCUUUAGUUCUGUAUUUCAUAAUUGUUUUGCAUUUGUUCUUCUGUUUCCAAAAGAUUCUGUUGUUUGUUUUAUCUUUUUUUUUUUACGGGAUUAUGUUGUUUAGUAACUUAUUUUGCCUGUACAAAUGUCCAUAUUUAUUACCAGUGUACAUAAUUCCUUAUUUUUUAUAUAUAUAAAUAAAUGUAGAGAUCACUUCA
Molecule: messenger RNA, 7159 nt
Organism: Anguilla rostrata (American eel)
Lineage: Eukaryota; Metazoa; Chordata; Actinopteri; Anguilliformes; Anguillidae
Gene: sema4c
Product: sema domain, immunoglobulin domain (Ig), transmembrane domain (TM) and short cytoplasmic domain, (semaphorin) 4C
Exons: 16
Coding region: 690-3257 (855 amino acids)
Biological process (GO): axon guidance; muscle cell differentiation; neural crest cell migration
Cellular component (GO): plasma membrane; synaptic vesicle membrane
Molecular function (GO): chemorepellent activity; semaphorin receptor binding
Source: RefSeq, a predicted model, not a curated record